AUGAAGAAGGUCUUCGGCGUGCUGUGUGUGGACGGCUUGACUCGGGAAGGCUUGGUCGAGGACGGCGCAGAGCUGCAGAGGUACCAUGUCGUCUGCCGUGGGAUUACCCGAGAGAGGCUCAGGAGCGAUCAUCUUGAUGAGGAGGCCCUCGCAUCCAUCCGGGCGAGCUUGUUUCGCCUCUGUCAAGGACACCGGCCUCUUGCCGGCCUCACUGUCGACCUGGGCUAUCUGUGGAUGAAGCAUCAGUGCGCCCUGCGCCGGCUUGUUCCCCGGUGGCUGCUGCUGACGACGCCCCUUGUGCAACUGCCCUUGAUCCGGACAUGCUUCAGAUCCACGGAUGUUACACUCCUGGUCGUAUGGGAAGAUGCUGCAGUCUCCGAGCUCAGCUGGCUGGAAGCAUCGUCGAAUAUCCGCAUCGACGGUCAGGUGGAGGUCAUGACUGUCCGAGCCUCCCAACCAGGGUGGUCCGAUUUCCUGUCAAAGCAGGCCGACAAGGAGCAGGCUUUGUUACUGGACUUGGUGGACAGGGUACAGAUGAGGGUGGCGGAAUUGUCUCGCAAGGACGUCGCAGUCAGCAGCAUCCUUGUAGACGGUGCAUUGAGCCGGUUCAGCAAGGGCUUGAGAAAGGCCACGCAGCUGCCUAUCUUUGAUGAGGUGUCUAUGAUGGGCCUAUUCUCUACUGCCUCCUCGCUGAGCGAGUUCAGCGAAGCCAGCGUGGUGGGUCGUUUGGAGGACAGGCUGCAACGGAGUGGCAACGGUCAGACCCAGAGCUCGGUGCGAGACCGGCCGACAGCAGGCCAACUGGGAAUCGUCCAAUUGGACUCGUAUGAGUACGUGCGGGCCGUGGGCGAUGCUGACCAUGAGAGCACCUUCAGCUUCCAGACCUGUCCACGCGUGGCGCAAGGCUUGAGCUUCGAGAAGGCGCAGAAAGCAGCACAGGAGCCAGGGAUGCUGGAGAGCUUGAGGCAGCUGGCCAAGGAGAUGGAGACGGCGCACUGUUUCGGCAUUGCGGGGAACUGCGGCUUCAUGCAAUUCUACCAGGCCUUGGUCAGGGAGGCUGUCAGCGUGCCCGUGUUUCUGAGUGCCCUGGUCCAAGUGCCCACGAUGGCUGCGGCCCUCGACCCUCGCGACAGGAUCUUGAUCCUCACUGCCAAUGAGACGUCCUUUCGGGAAGCGCAGGAGCUCCUGCUGCGCGCAGAGUGCUGCAACGUGGCUUUGGAUCAGAUCGUGGUGAGAGGAUGCGAGGAUGUGCCAGGUUUCGAGGCCGUGGCCAAGAUGGAGCAAGUGGACACUCAGAAAGUCGAAAACAGCCUCAGCCAGUUUGUUGAGGAGAUCCUUGCCGAAGGCGAUGGUGCUUCCAUCAAGAUGAUCGUCCUGGAGUGCACGGAGUUACCCCAUUACGCCGCCAGACUGCGCCAAGUCAGUGGCUUGCCCGUUUUGGAUCUCGUUACAUGUGCCAACUUUUUUGCCAAGGUGUUGGUAGGGAGCUUUUGA
Symbiodinium sp. CCMP2456 is the source of this 1494-nucleotide messenger RNA. The record is from the annotation of a GenBank genome assembly. NCBI's taxonomy places the organism in Eukaryota, Dinophyceae, Suessiales, Symbiodiniaceae.